Molecule: messenger RNA, 2316 nt
Organism: Echinococcus granulosus
Lineage: Eukaryota; Metazoa; Platyhelminthes; Cestoda; Cyclophyllidea; Taeniidae
Product: E3 ubiquitin-protein ligase HUWE1
Exons: 8
Coding region: 1-2316 (771 amino acids)
Source: RefSeq, a predicted model, not a curated record
AUGAAAAUCGACCGGAAAAAGAUUGCCAAUAGAUGUGGUUAUGACCAAAACGAAUGCUUUCUCCUAGCCAAACGUUUGGCUGGGUGCUCAGAUGAAGAUUUCUUAAAGGAACUAAGAAAGAUUAAGGUCUGGAACUAUGGCAAGUGUGAACUUGGCCUCUGGGCUGAUAUACUUGAUCGUCUUGACGCAAUCCUCGAAGAUGUGACCACAAAAGUUGGCACGUGGACCCUUAAAGUUGACGCCCCUGGUAACGAACAUCUUGUAAAAGAUGUUGUCACCGUCCUUGAGUUCACUAGUCACCUCAUUGAGCACAGUAUCUAUCGUUGUCUUUAUGGCUCAUGGAGUCACAUUCUCGCUCUAUUUGCCACCUCAAACAUGGACAUACUAUUAGCCGUUCUUGGGCUUGCAUACAAUUUUAGCAAAAGAAGCAACUACUUCUCCAGACUUGAUCCGAAUAACAGGUCGCUGGUUCUCGAGCGACUUGUAUCGAUUGCUGAGUCAUGGGGAGGUGCAGAGAAUGGAUUCGACAUUGCCUCUUGCUGUCGAAUGGAUCAUUUUGACGAUCGUCUAAUUUACUUUGGACUGGUUGAGGAAUUGGUGGACGUUCUUCAGCUACCCGAUGGCGAAGUCAUGUCCAUUAAGGCCUGUGCUCUUCGCACCAUGACGGCUAUUUUCAAUCUCCAACGUCUCAAUGUGAACCUUGUGACCAUUCUUGAAUCUACCGGGAUGGCCAACUUUCACGGCGCUUUACCUACGCGCAUUAGGCGAUGGAUCCAGGGUCUAGUGGAUGGCACCUGUGAUGCCUCCGGUGGCAGUGUCAAUCAGCAAUACACUAUUGCUUUACUCUCUUUCCUCUACCAUCUGGCAGCUUUUGAACAGAAUUUGAGUUCAGGGAAUGGCCAUAACAUGAGCGUGCGAACGAUGAAUUCCAGUGGGAUAUUGGACUCCAUGCUACAGCUUAUAGCUUGGCACGUGCCACGUAACGACUGUCUGAGUUAUGUCACCCGCGCGGUUCGUGUCACUGACCAAAUUCUCUCCAGUAUCAUCUCCAAUCGUCAGCUCGUUCUCGACCGUCUUGUCGAUAGGCUGGACUACGAGGCCGAGCUUGUCCUCCACCCUCCUCCUCGCUCCGGUCUCAUGAAGUCUAUGCUGAAUCUUUUGAAACGCCUCUGCCUCGAGGCAGACUGGUACGAGCACAUGCGCACUGCAAUGUCCGGCAAUCUGCCUCUCGUCUUGCGCAAGAUCUACAGCAACCGUGUCUUUCACGCUACUCCCCACUUGGUCCUAUUCGCCAUGGAGACCAUCACCAAUUACAUCUACACCUACCCCUCGAGUAUCUCUCAUAUGCAGGACAAGGGCGUGACCUCUGACAUACUGUCCGCCCUGACGGAGAACCCUCUGCCGCAGAGUCGCGAUUUCCUCGUUCACCUGCCCUCCAUUCUUCGCACACUGGCGCUGAACCCGCGGGGCCGCACAGCCCUCUGCUCGAGUGGAGUGCUGCAGAAGUACGUGGAGACUUUGGUGAGCCCCGAAUACCUGCCGACAAUGCGAGCAAAGCGAUUACGCGACUUCCUCUCUCAGAUCAGCUACAAUCUCUCCAUCGCUGCCUCCAAUGUGGGCCAGAACAAUCCUACUAACAACCUCACCGCAAGCCAGAUGAGUGUCUCGUUGCAUGAGCUCAUGCGAACGCAUUCCGACAUUCGUGGCAUUAUUUUCAACUCCAUUCUCAAUUGCUUCACGAAAAUCGUCGAUAUGGGCAAGACCCCAGCCUCUCUAAUUCCCGCCACCAGCAUCGACAACACUCCUCCGGGGAUGAGUGGAGGCUCCGGUGCGAACUCCAAUAUCGCAGGCUCCACUGCAGCGGUGGCAGGGACAUCCACCAGGUCCAGCUCAGACAUCCAUCCUCCCGUUAGAGUCCGUCAUCGAGCCGGAUCUCCGGAUGAUGAUGAAGACGUUGAUGUGGACGUGGACGUAGUGGUCGAAGAAGACGAUGAAGUAGAGGAAGAAGGUGCCUAUCUAGAUGCUGAGGUGGAGGAUGUCAACAUGCUUCUCUCUGGGAGUGAUGGAGCUGGUAGUGAUGUGGAUAACCCUCAUCAUGCUAUUUCUAUCAGCGUACUGGCAACUCCAACCUCUCCGGAGCACCCAUCGAUUAGCGGAGGCUCUAGCACACUCACCACUACUGCCAUUCCCACUGCCGUCGCUACAGUCCCCACGGCUGUAGCUACUCCCAUGGACGUUGAUGAGGAGGAGGGCUCGCAGAGCAUCUCCGAUUUCAUUCUCAAUGUGGUGAGUGGCUUUAAGUGGAUUCGAUGUUGA